ACAUAAACACAUGAGAGCACUGCUUAUCAUCUUUUGACAUUAGAAAAUAGUCGUGGUGAGAGAGCAAAUCAUUAUGUAGGUUUAUAAUAAGCUGUGCGUGUUUUUAAGGAUGUUUUCUUUAUAUUUUUAAUAAAAGAUUAGCAAUGCUUCUAUGUCAUUAACAGUAGAAACACUUGAGAAUCCUGCAAAUAAUUUUUGUUACCUUUGAAAACACUAAUAGUCGAGAGAGCAAGGCUUGAGCUUUAGUGCAUGUGUGUCAGACUCAACAAGUCAGCUGGGUAACGCGAUCAAGAUUAAGGCAAGGGGCCGAGGAGGUGUGUCACUGUGUGUGCCGCGGUGCUCGGCCAAGAGAACGGCUUCCACUCCCUCCUCUCCUCUUCACCAUGGCCGAAAUAGAUCAUGUCAUCGCCCAAUGGAUAUCUCACUACCUUCCCUACUUGCUGACGGCGCUCCUGCUGCUGUGGGUCCUCAAAAUGAAGGGCGGCGAUCUCAGACACAGAUGGUUUGCCUUCCUCAUGCAUUACAUCAACAAGGACAUGGACCCCAAGAUUGAAGAGCUCAAGAAGGACUUUUUCUCCACCCUCAGCAACAUUACUUCCCACGACCCUGAAGUGCGGAAGAAGAAAGGAAUCAAGAUACUGGAGAUUGGCGUGGGCACUGGUGUCAACUUCCAGUACUACCCAGAAGGAAGUCACCUGGUUGUGGUGGACCCAAACCCUCACUUUGCAAAGUAUUACAAUGAAAACCGAAAGAAGUUUCCAAACAUUCACUCGGAAGAGAUUCUCAUUACCACAGGGGAGGAGAUGACAGGCGUGGCAGACAACAGCGUGGAUGUGGUGGUGGUGACGCUGGUGUUGUGUAGCGUUGGCGAUGCACACCAGAUCAUGAAGCAGGUUAUGAGGGUUCUUGUCCCGGGUGGCAAGCUUUACAUUAUGGAGCACAUCAAGGAGUUCAACCCCGACAAGCACUGGAUAAGAAGCAUCCUGCAGCAGUUUCUGUCUGUCAGCGGCAUCUGGCCCUUCCUGUUUGAUGGCUGCUGCCUCAACCGUGACUUCCAUUCUGCCCUGGACUCUGCUGGGUUCUCCAAGGUUGAGGCCGAGAGGUUUUAUGCGCCCCUCACCAAGCUACUCUUCCAGAUGAUCAAGCCUCAUUUAAAAGCCAUUGCUGUCAAGUAGAGAGUUCUGGAAAAGACGAAGCUUUAUUUAUAAGGCAGUUCAUGCAAGGAAUAUUCUUUGAGUGUUAGAAACUUGGCACUCAAAAACUUGGCUUGUCUUCAAUUUUUCAGGUUUUGUUGAUGUGUUGGUGUGUGAAAUGUAUGUGUGUGUGUACGUUGCUUUGUCCAGUUUAGGUCCUGUGAUGGAGAUGCAGUGUGAGAGAAUUUACAGGGAUUUCUAUGUCAUAUGUGUCUGGAGUUACUUGUGAGGGUAUCAAGUUUAGGUUAGGAAUGUUACAAUGCUGUCUGUGUAGUUAUAAGAAUGUAGGUAAGUAAGGAAGCUGCCAUCAGGCUGACACAUGGCAGUCCCUUGUGUGUGAGGAGAUGCUUUUCCAGAUUAGUAUUUCUUGCUAGAAGAGUUAGAAUGAAAAUUGUGUUGUUGGAAUAGGGAAUCACUUUUUCAGGUUAAAAUGAUUCUUUAGUGCUAGAAGGCUUGAAAUGAAAACUCUUCUAUUGUGUGUGUGAGCAGUUGUUUUUUUGGUUAAUGAGUCUUGUUGGAUGAGUUAGAAUGAAAAUUGUGCCAUUGUUUGAAUGUGAGAAAUUGCUUAGUUGUUUUGGUAGAGGAAUUAGAAUGAAAUUUGUGUUCUUGUAUUGGUGAGCCAUUGCAUUUGGCAGAAGAUCUGGAAUGAAAAUUGUGCUGUUGUUUGAAGAGUAAGUGAAUAGAUAAAAAAGCAUCA
This is a messenger RNA of Portunus trituberculatus (swimming crab), 1890 nucleotides long. RefSeq names its product methyltransferase-like protein 7B. The record is from RefSeq and is a predicted model, not a curated record. NCBI's taxonomy places the organism in Eukaryota, Metazoa, Arthropoda, Malacostraca, Decapoda, Portunidae. The transcript is spliced from 5 exons. The coding region runs from base 384 to 1175 and encodes 263 amino acids. Gene Ontology annotation, molecular function: S-adenosylmethionine-dependent methyltransferase activity.